Messenger RNA from Podarcis lilfordi (Lilford's wall lizard), 27710 nucleotides. NCBI's taxonomy places the organism in Eukaryota, Metazoa, Chordata, Lepidosauria, Squamata, Lacertidae. The record is from the annotation of a GenBank genome assembly.
GCCCCGCCCUCCGCGCUGCCAUAGAGACCGUCUCUAUGGAAGAAGGGGAGGAGGAGGAGGAGGAGGAGGGAGGGAUGCUGGUGGCGGCGAUGGUCCUGUUUGGCGGCAGCAGCAGCAGCAGCAGCAGGCGCCGACGGAGCGAGCCAUGCCGCGCUACGGAGCGGGGUCGUGGUCCCACAGCAGGCGCAGCGGAGCCGCCCUCACCACCCUCCUGCUGACAGGUUGGUCUCUCCGAGAACCCCCUUCCCCGAGCGGCGAGCGGCGGCGGCGCCCUUCCCGCCCGGGCUGCGCAUUCCCCGGCUACGGCCUGCUCCGGAGCCCGCGACUCCGCCCCGGGGCCAAGCAGCGGCGGCUCCCCGGCUCCUCUCCUGGCGGCCUCGGUCCCGGGUUCUCGCCCCAUUCCCGGCCACCGAGGCAAUGGUGGAAAUUUCUGAACCUUCUGCAGAGAGGAGAAGGUGGAGGGAGGGCUGGAAGCGUAGGGUCUGAAAAACAAGGAAACAAGGACAUGCUCAUUAUUGCUUCCAUGGCUGGACGCAGCAUGUGUGUUUCCCCCCUCAAAAACACAUCCCAACCCAACUCCCCCCGAAUAAAUUUUUGGAUUUCCACACAGGCACAAGUGGAAUUUCUAAGGAGAAAUGAAAUGGGUAGAAAAUUUGGGUGGGAUGGGAUGCGGGGAUGCAAAUUAAGUGACACUGUGAUUCUGAUGGGUGCAUGUAGGAUAUAUUGACCUGAGCAUCCAGUUUAGAAGGAUCCAUUUAUAAAUAUAUGGACAGAAGUAAUCGCGCCCCCCCCCAAACACCCCUCUGUUCCAUUUCAGAGGCAAGUAUUUAGAAUGAGGAGAUAACAUGUAGUAGAACAUUAGCAGUAGAACAUUAGUACGUUGUGGGCUGGCUUAGAUUUAGAUCAUACUGAACGACUGUAGAUGAUGGUUAAUGUAAGACACAUUCCUGUACUGCAGACCACCCACCAGCUGUGUGCUUGUUUGUGUGUGUGUUGGCCCAGGGCUUGGAAUCACAGCCAUUUAUUUCACCCUUAAGAUUACACCAGCUGGGGAAUCUUGGGCAAAUGGAAGAGUGAGAAUCCUAUUUACCAGGAGAGGAGAACAUACUUAAAUGCUUGCCUGGGCAAACUAGGGCAUAGGAAAUAAUCUUCAGAGCAAAUGAAGUCAUGAUGAGGUAUAUUAAUGCACAAGAAGAAACAUGCAGUAUACCAUAAAGCAAAGUAUCUCACUGGGUAGCUGGUGUUUUAACAGUAGAUUGGAAACGUAUUUCAAUAUUUGCCUUUUUGCUUGACUAGUGAUGUUUGCAGGUACUUGUACUCCAUGUUGCAUUGUGAAUAUUUGUUGCUGAGAAAGGGCUUGCCUUCAAAAUUAUGAGGAGAAUGUUAAGGGCACAUGGGAUCAAAUACUCCAAGGAUAGAAAAAAAAAGUGGGGAAACCUGUACUUUGCAACUGAUUUUCUAUUUCUUCAGAUUAGAAAAACAUAGAAGGCUGCCUUAUUUGAAGUCAGAGCAUAGGUCCACCAUGUCUCAGAGAGUAUUGUCUACAUUACAGCUCUCCAGGAUUUCAGAUAGAAGCAUUUGCCAGCCAUGCCUGGAAAUAUCAGGGAUAGAACCUGGGUCCUUUUACAUACAUGACAUGUGUCUGCUACUGAGCUUAAUGUUUCCAGUUGUCUGCGGUGAAUAAGAAGGCACAGAUAAUUGCAGCUUAAACAUAUUAUAUUGUCUUCACAUACAAAUUCCAUAUUAGUAGUACCUUUGCUGGGCCAACUAAACAAUCUUAAAAUAGUGUGCAUACUCUCAAGUUCUCCAGAACUCUUAAUUAGGUUAGGUAGUAAACGAAGUGGGUGGAAUGGAGGAAGAAAAGUUUGCUAAUACUAAAGGCGUGAUGGCUGCAUCUGGUCACAGCCCUUUGAGAUAGAAUGGGAGAGGAGGUGACAAGCAUUCAAAGUAGGCUGCUUAGGUGCCAUGCAGGUGUCAGGUUGCACCAAGGCUUGGUGGGAACCAGAACUAUAUAACUAUGGCUCCUUCCUCAUCUCUGGAACCACAGAAGAUCAUUUGUACUGGAUCCCUCUUUGUAUGGUGAGAGCCUACUUCAAGGGUGGGGGAACUGGAUCUGGAUGGUAUGGUUUUCCCCACCCACUGCAGGCCAACUUUGACAGUUGGGUGCAAAUGCCUACCUGACAGUCACUUGAUAUAACAGUGACAUCAGGUGACCCAGUUUCCUUUGCUCGCACAAUUUGAAAUCAAACCACUGUGGGAAAAGGCAGAGCCCUUUUGCAAGCACCAAUAAUCAACUGAUUGUUGGUGCUUCCAAAGUCCAGUGCCCUGGCAAGGACACUGUGAUCAUAUGUCAUCAGGCUGUGUUCAGAUCUUAGGCUGAACACAGGCUGAAUAUUUCGAAGUUGAGGUAGGAGGCAAUGGCUGUGAUCUGCUGUCCAUGCGUUCAUAUAAACAGAAAUGUCAAUUGAACAAGGAAUUUGCUUAGUAUGGGACUUCCUCUUUUCAGUAUCAACCUAGCAUAUUCCAGUGAUGUGUUUUUUUCUGCAAAAUUUUGAUCUGAAUUUUUUUCUAAUGGAUUAGGAUAAUUUUUAUCAGAUAAUUUUCUGAUGUCCAAGACAGGAGCUAAUUUAGGAUGUUUAUUUUUCUUAUACUGUAUUUAGUAAAAUGAAGUUUGCCAAAUAUUGAAUUUACAAUUGACACCUGUGCAUUACUGCUAAUAAACAUAUGAAAUAAGAAUUUCUUUCUGCAGAAAAAUAAAGCACUGUAAAAAUGCCUGCUCUAAAUCACGGGACUAUAUUGAGGAUUCAGUGCAUUUGCACUAAAAUCCAAUAACUUCUAAAGAAACGUAACCGAUGUAGUGUUUAGUAUCAAGAGCUUCUUGCAUAAUUUCAAAUCACACUGCAUAUGAAAAGUGUGGAUUCCCGGAGACAAGGGUAAAUGAUAGUUGGAGUGGAAUGUUCGGUAAGUUAUGAACUGUAAGGUUAACUGGAUUAUAGGGAGAAAUAUGUGGUUAGUUAAAUACAUGUGGAAGACAAGAUUUGGAAAGCACUCUUGUCAUUUAAGUACAUAAACUGUGUGGGGCAAGUUGUAUAUGAUACUAUAUUCUGCCAGCACUUGAAUGUGAGAUUAUCAUAUUACAGUGGUGCCCCGCAAGACGAAUGCCUCGCAAGACGGAAAACCCGCUAGACGAAAGGGUUUUCUGUUUUGGAGGUGCUUCGCAAAACGAAUUUCCUAUGUGCUUGCUUCGCAAGACGAAAAUGUCUUUCGAGUUCCUGCAGGGUUUUUUUCCUUCCCCCCCCCCUUUUCCCAAGCCGCUAAACCGCUUAUCAGCUGAUGGCUAAGCCGCUUAUCAGCUGAUCUUUAAGCCGCUUAACAGCUGAUGCUAAGCCGCUUAUCAGCUGAUCUUUAAGCCGCUUAUCAGCUGAUGGCUAAGCCGCUUAUCAGCUGAUCUUUAAGCCGCUUAACAGCUGAUGCUAAGCCGCUUAUCAGCUGAUCGUUAAGCCGCUUAUCAGCUGAUCUUUAAGCCGGCUAAGCCGCUAAUACUGUAGCGCUAAGCCGCUAAACCUCUAAUGGGCUUGCUUCGCAACACGAAAAAACCCGCAAGACGAAGAGACUCGCGGAACGGAUUCUUUUCGUCUUGCGAGGCACCACUGUAUGUGAUCCCUGCAUAUAUUUAGUUAUAAAUAAGAAAAAGUAUUCUGGCCCCCUUAAAGAAUAACAUAAUUAUUAUGGCAUCAGCUUUCACAGACUACAGUCCACUUCAUUAGAUGCAUGAAAUGUUAACCUGAGUUAUAGGUAUAAACAGUGCUUUUUCUGGGGGGACGCAGGGUUACACAUACCCCUAAACAUUUUGUGAAUCUUUAUACUUUUGUCCAUUUACUGUAUUUUCCCCAAUUUGAACUAUAAAAUGGUGAUUUUAUUGACUCAAAAUGAGAGUACCCCUAAACAUAUUUUUUAGGGGAAAAAAGCACUGGGUAUAAAACUACACAUAUGGUUUGGGGAAGAUUGUAAAAUUGAAAUCAGAAGGAGGACUUCAAAGGGAAAUGACUGCUGUGUACACACCUUCGCGUUUGCUUUGCAUCCAGUGCACUCCCACUGCUGGUUUGUGAAGCACAACAUUAUGCACAAUCCACAUCUACUCUGUAGUUUUCUGAGGAAAUGCUUCGUUUUGAGGUGUUUUCCCCUAAACCACCUUUGAUUAGAUUUGAACACUUAUGACAUGUGAAGACAUCCACACCCCUACUGGUGUGUGUGGACAGACAGCAAACAACUUGGAAACACAUCCAAGUAUACUGAUGCGUACAACAAUGUACAAAUGUGAUUUGAAAUGCAACAGGGGAAAGGAAAAUUGUGUUUUAAGUCAGUCAUGGGUACACAGCAGAAACUCAGAAAAGUACUUUCCUGUAACUUACCUGCAUCUGGUGAAGUGUCCUGUUGUCUGUAGUGGCCUGUAGUGUUUUAAACUACAAGGCUAUAAGGUUGUUGUUAGUCUUUAGAGUUCCACAUGACUCUUUGUGGUUUUUGCUACAGAAGACUUAUCAACAGCCAUUCUUCAGGUCAAGAUUUUAUGUUAUGUGUCAUUUAUCAAUAUAUGCAGUGCUUUUUUCUGGGGAGGAUGCAGGGGGACGCAUGCUCCUAAACAUAUUGUGAAUCUAAGUUUGGCCUCAUUGUGGGGCAGUAUUUCAAUAUGAGUAGGAAAAUGAAAGUACAAAAAAACAUUUUUUUUCCAAGGGAAAAAAGCCCUGAAUAUAUGCAUUAAACUUGUUGUGUUUGAUCUGCUGCUUUUGCCCAGAUUGUAUUUUUGGAGAAGUACAUUCCUAAUUAGGGUGGGUACAAAUGCAGAAUUGUCCAUAAAAAAUAACUUCCCUCAGUCCAUUCCUUCCUGAUUAGUACGUGCAGAGUACGGUAUUUCAAAACAAACUUCAGACAACCAUUUUUAUUCAGUAGUAAAUAAGGCAUUGCAAAGUUUUAGGUCACUUUAUUUCUUUAGCCACAGUGUCACAUAAAUUCUGAACUGCAAAACUGGCUUAAGAAGCCAAGACAGAUUCAACUGAUGACACUUGAGAGAAGGAUGGAGUAAGCAAGUAGACACAGGGUUCAUUCCUAGUUCAACAAAUGGGUCUCUUGGGCCAGGAUAGCUGCAUUCAAUACAAGCUUAAUAUAUACAGUAAUAGGCAAUUAGGUUCAAUAUUUUUCUUUUCCAUAGCACCUUCUUGUUCUUCUUGUUUCUGCUUCCUGAUCCCAGUGCAGCCUGGCUGACUGCUCAUAUUUAAAAACUCAAUCCCUAUCACAUCUCCAACAUCUUCUACCAAGGAAAAAAAGGCAGAAAUGGGUGGGAAGAAACACUUUGAAACAUAUAUAUUUGUGUGCCUGGUCAGGCUGAAUAGCUUAAUUUUUGAAUGCCAUUAAAUGUGUACUUGUAGUCCAUUUAAUUUCUUCUUCUUUACAUUGGGUAUUCAUUAUAUUUUAACUGGUGGCUUUUGAUUUCUGAGAAACUGUUGACAUGAUAUUAAUCCAGUUUGCCUUGCAUCUGUUUUAUUUUGGAAAGCUUUUUUCUUGCACUCUGCUGGUGGCAUAAAUGGAACAGUUAAAUGGAAGACCAAACACGUCAUCAGUUAUGUUAGCAGCAGCAUAAAGGCUGCUGAGAAGAAUGGUGAGUUUAGGUUGAAAAAUAUUUGGGAUUAAUCAACCUCCCCUUGGUAUAUUAGAUUUGAUGUAUUAGUGGUGUGUAUUUCACUAAUAACAUGAUGUGGAAAUAAAUGGCAAUUAUAUAAUGUUCUAAUCUUCUAAGCUUUAAGAAUUCCUCCUUCUAAUCUUUCGUUUUCAACUAAAUUUUCAGUUAUACUUUGUGGAUUCCUUUGCCCAAAAUAAUGGUUCUGGAUAAAAUAUUGUGAAUUUCUUGUUGUUGGUGUCUACUUAAAACACAUCUGCAAUCUGCUGAGUGCAAUAAUAAUCUCCUUAUCAUAAUAAAUGUGUCAUUUUUAUUACUUGUUUGUAGCAAUUGGCAUAAUUUAUUGUGCACGGUUUUUAAAAUGUCAGGACGGCUUGGAGAAAAGAGGUAGCUAAAUACUUCCAUUUAAUGCAAAAUUGUCACAUCAAGUUUUUGUUUGUUUUUUGCUUUUUUAGGUGCCUAAGAGUAUUUUUAAUUUUAUUUAUUUAUAACAUUAAAUACAAUAAUGUGAAACCUCAAGCUUUCUUUUUCAUAUUCAAGGCAGCAGCAAACCAAGAUAAAACAAUACCAAAUAUAUAUGUACGAAACAAUCCAUUUUUAAAAAAAUAACCCAAGAAUUACAGAACCAGUAGCAGGAAUUCAGACCUGUUUGAGUAUUCAUCCUGAUUUGUUUGCACAAAGUUUUCAGUGAGAUUAUAAGACAUCCAUUGAUGAUUUAGUGUUCAUUUGCUUUGUUUUAGGGUGGUUAUGCAAUGGUGCAUCAAUUAGUUGUUGCGCCCACCAAGGGCCAGGGGUGGGCAGGGGUGCUGUGCAGUCACUCCAGGGGUACCAGUGGCAAAAGCUGGGUGCAAGCUCUGCUCACCCUCCAGGCCCCUCUCCCCGGAGUGUGCAAACCACCCCAGGGUGCAUGUACGCCUGUCCCAGGCACCAGCAGUACAUGAACCCAGUAAACAAGGCAGAGCGCUUAAAAGCUCUUUCUAGGCUGGAAAAACCCUGUGCAAAAAGAGCUUAACACCAAGCUCAAGCAGCCGGAUUUCAACUGCAUAAAGUCAGUUUUGCACAUGUAAGUUGCAUGACUUGUGGCCAAGGCAAAGUACAAGUAAACAUUUGCUACACAAAUGUUACAAAAAAAGCACCAUGAGAGUUAGUGACUUUUGACAUCUUUGAAGGGUUAUAUGUAGUAGUUAUAUCAAAUGAUGCACGGCAAUCUGGCAUUGUAUUCCUUUUUUAAUUUUGUUACCAGUGGGAUGAGAAUGGGUUCUGGUGGUUUUCCCAGUCAAAACUCUUUUAACAGGUGGCAGGCCUCUUAUCGGUUGACUUUUAAUGGAAGUCUGAAUAUAGCAUGCGACUGAAUCAGUCAUGGGUUUCCUCUUGCACCUGUGCCCACUUAGUAGCAUAUUAGACUGCUGUCUGUUGAAGUGGAGCAGCAUUGAAAUAUAUGGCACAGUAGGAGAUGCAACAUCUGGCCAAUAACAGCUUGGGGAGUAUCACACCAGCAGAAGCCCAUAGAUAAAUGUGGCAAUAUUGUAUUUGUGAACAGAUACUGUGAAGGACAAUGAGUGUCCUCAAGGAAUUGGGAAGAGUGUAUUUUUGCACUGAUGGAUAGAUAGAUAGAUAGAUAGAUAGAUAGAUGAUAGAUACCCAAGUGGAGAAGCAGGGAAAAACGUUGGUUUGUCACCAUAGGAAGAGCCCUGCUAGAUCUCACGAAGGUCCAUCUAGUCCGGCAUCCUGUUCUCACAGUUGUCAUCCAGAUGCCCAUGGAUAGCAUACAAGCAGGGCAUGAGGAGGACAAUAGUUCUUUCCAGCUGUUGUUAUCCAGUGACUGGUAUUCAAAGGCAUGUUGCCUCUGAUCCUGGUGGUAGUACAUACCCAACGUGAUAAGUAGCCAUUGAUAGCCUCGGCCUCCAUGGGUCCACCAAAUCCUCCCCCCUCCCCACCAGACAUCUAAGUUGGUGGCCCUUGCUACAUACCGUGGUAGUGAUUUUCACAGUACAGUGGUACCUUGGUUCUCAAACGGCUUGGCUCCCAAAGAGAUUGGCUCCCGAACGCCGCAAACCUGGAAGUAAGUGUUCCGGUUUGCGAAUGUUUUUCGGAAGCUGAACGGCCGACAUGGCUUCCACUUGAGUGCAGGAAGCUCCUGCAGCCAAUCAGAAGCCACGCUUGGUUUUUGAACGGUUUCUGGAGUCAGAACGGACUCCCGGAACGGAUUAAGUUUGAGAACCAAAGUACCACUGUGUAACUCUGUGCAGUGUGGAGAAGUACUUCCUUUUAUCUGCUCUAAAUCUUCCAAAAUUGAGCUUCAUUGGAUGACCUUGGGUUCUAGAAUUAUAAUUGUUAACUGUAGGGCACAAGCCCCUUUGGGGGAUACAUUUGGGAUUUAUUUUUAUUACUUCCCUUGCCUAUGCACCAGUGGAUGUUUGAUCAGAGGAGGGUCUACACUGCAAGAUGGUCUGAUAAGCCUGCAGAUUGCCCAUGUCUGUUUGCUGUUCUGUUUCAGACCUUGUGGCCAUCCUGUUCUGGAGAGGUUUCUGCUGCUCUGGUUGCAGAAGUGAAGGGUUACUCCAGCUGGAAGCUAGAAGGCAUUGUGAACUUCAUUCCAUUAACACCAAACUGGGAGGGGUGGCUAACACCCCAGAGGACAGGAUCACACUUCAAAACGACCUUGACAGAUUAGAGAACUGGGCCAAAACAAACAAGAUGAAUUUUAACAGGGAGAAAUGUAAAGUAUUGCACUUGGGCAAAAAAAUGAGAGGCACAAAUACAAGAUGGGGACACCUGGCUUGAGAGCAGUACAUGUGAAAAGGAUCUAGGAGUCUUGGUUGACCACAAACUUGACAUGAGCCAACAGUGUGACGCGGCAGCUAAAAAGCCAAUGCAAUUCUGGGCUGCAUCAAUAGGAGUAUAGCAUCUAGAUCAAGGGAAGUAAUAGUGCCACUGUAUUCUGCUCUGGUCAGACCUCACCUGGAGUACUGUGUCCAGUUCUGGGCACCACAGUUCAAGAAGGACACUGACAAACUGGAACGUGUCCAGAGGAGGGCAACCAAAAUGGUCAAAGGCCUGGAAACGAUGCCUUAUGAGGAACGGCUAAGGGAGCUGGGCAUGUUUAGCCUGGAGAAGAGGAGGUUAAGGGGUGAUAUGAUAGCCAUGUUCAAAUAUAUAAAAGGAUGUCACAUAGAGGAGGGAAAAGGUUGUUUUCUGCUGCUCCAGAGAAGCGGACACGGAGCAAUGGAUCCAAACUACAAGAAAGAAGAUUCCACCUAAACAUUAGGAAGAACUUCCUGACAGUAAGAGCUGUUCGACGGUGGAAUUUGCUGCCAAGGAGUGUGGUGGAGUCUCCUUCUUUGGAGGUCUUUAAGCAGAGGCUUGACAACCAUAUGUCAGGAGUGCUCUGAUGGUGUUUCCUGCUUGGCAGGGGGUUGGACUCGAUGGCCCUUGUGGUCUCUUCCAACUCUAUGAUUCUAUGAUUCUAUGAUUCCAUUUGUGCCGUUCCAGAGCUCUGCUCCAGCAGGAGGAGAAACAGCUGAUUCAAAGAGUUUGCUUGCUAGAAGUGAGAAAUGCCACAGUUGUAGUAAGGCCUUCAUUUCCCAGUGCUAGCUAAGGUCUCCUUGCUACAGUUUUACGAAGGGAGUAUUGGGGCUAAUCUAUUCUAUCAAGUGAUAUGGGACAAUUCAGUGAUGCUUCUUGAUAGGUGCGCACAAAUGCUGGUAAAAUGUUCACAUUCAAUUUAUCAGCAUGCCAAAGGGCUGAACUGUCUCCAGCAUGCCCAAAUUGCAUCAUAUGAUUCAUUUAAAACGUUGUGCAAUUUAAUCGCUUGACAUGAUCACAGAAAGGCCUGACUGUCUUUUUCACUUUUGCAUUUAAAACUGAAUUUUCAUUUUGAGGGUGACGGGGUAGCCUAAGGUUUCCUGAAUGAUCAACAUGACCUAGAUGAUUAGAAAUUUUCCUAACUAUUGGUGCCACUUUCGUUGGUACACCAAACAGCAAGGAAUUCUGUGUUACAAUGGGUAUGGAAUAUUAAAUAGGAACCCACAUUCCCCCUGGAAAAAAAUCUGAGUUUCAUAUUCAAUGAAUAAUGAACAUUACUGAAUUUAGACAUCACACAUUCUCUCUUGAGCCCAAUCAGUGUAUGCAUUUAUUCAGUGAAAGGAUAACUGGAGAAGUUCAGUUGUGUGUCUCCUAAGGACACAAAGAAUAGGAAAUGUGUAUUUUCCAGAUAGGAAAGACUUGUUGAAAGUGAUAACCUAAUUGUAAUAGUUGUUGUGAAUGCCACUUGUGCCACUUGACAGCAGCUUUCGGUGAUGAACUUUUGGAAGCCCUUGCACUCCUCCAUUAUUAUUAGAAAAUCAGUAGCACUAAAAUAUGAGAUCUAUCAUCCUUAUUUAUACAAAGACAAACAAAACAUUGAAGUCAAGUGUGUUGAGUACUGAUAUAGGCACAGAUCGUAGGCAUUCCAAGUCAUUACUGUGACCUGAAUAAAGUACCCACUCAAAUGUAAUGUAUUUAUAUUUGUAUCUGAAUUAGUUUUUUAAUCAUCUGUGAUUGUAUUUUUUUUUGCACCCUGGGCCCUUUUUUCCUUGAGGUACAUGUAAAUACAUUAAGAUUAAGAUUCCCAAGAUGUGCUGCAGUAUAAAAUGAUAAAAACUAUAGAGUCUCAGAAGACUAAAACCGCAAACUCAGAUGAAACAUCACAGUUAAAACCAGCAUAUGCAAAAUUUAAAGGUGUCUUAAAACUCUUCCAGGCAGUCCCAUCAUUUAACAGUAAACAUCAAACUGCUGCAGAAGGCCUGAGCGAAGGGGUAUGUUUUUAGUUGGCGCCAAAAGUUAAGCAAAAGUUGGCACUAACCAGCUUAGAGAGAAGGAUGUUCCUUUUUUAAGAAAACAACAGCCAAGCAUCUCAUUUUGCAUUUACAGAUUCAUUUAUGUAAGACUACACAGACACAGCUGUAUGUCUGUUUUCUGCUGCCUGAUUGAUGCCCAUAUGAAAAGAGAUCCCAUAUCUCCCUCUUCUGCUCUCCCGAUAAAUGCCUAAAAUAUUAUUAAAAGGAUUCUAGUUAAUAAUAUUUUAGAUGUAUAUAGCUAAAUGAUGGUAUGACACAGUUAAGGAUGUAAUGGAAAUAGCAGCAAUGGACCUUUUAACUAAAGAGACCAUUCCAUUUGGACUAUUAAGGUGCAUGGGUGUAGACAAGGGGGGGGCAGGGGUGCAGCUGGGCCAAUUCGCCAGCGGCAGGAACCGUGCCUACACACGCAAAGUCUGCAUGUCACAUUUAAACCAUAGUUAAACUGUGGUUCAGUGUAAACACACAACAUGCUGGUGCACCUUGCUGAAAAAUUCCUGCUCCGUACCUACAGCUGCUGUGUUGCCGGAAGAUAAGCCAAAGUCUGACUUUGUUGUGAUGUGCAAACCCACACUUAGCAUUUGUUUUCCCCAAACAAACCAUGAGCAGUAAGCCAAGAACAAACCUUAGUUACCUGUUCAUGGCUCAUUUGGAGAGAAAGAAACCAUGACCCUGUGUUUGGACAUCAUGACAAAUGAGACUUUAUAAUAAUUUAUAUAAUAAUAAUUUAUUAUUUCUACCCCGCCCAUCUGGCUGGGUUUCCCCAGCCUCUCUGGGCAGCUUUCAACAGAACAUUUAAAACAGAAUAAAACUUCAAACAUUAAAAACUUCCCUAAACAGGGCUGCCUUCAGAUGUCUUCUAAAAGUCGGAUAGUUGUUUAUUUCCUUGACAUCAGAUGGGAGGGUGUUCCACAGGGCGGGUGCCACUACUGAGAAGGCCCUCUGCCUGGUUCCCUGUAACCUCACUUCUCGCAGUGAGGGAACCCCCAGAAGGCCCUCGGCGCUGGACCUUUAGCAUGUUUCCAAGCCAUGCAACAGGAGCAGGGGAGAUAUGGAGCAAGAACUCAUGGUGCAAUUACAUUAAAUAAUUGGUUGUUAAAUAUUGUUUACUGUGAUGUGUGAACUAGGUCAUUGAGAAAAUAUUCUUCUGUGGAUGGAGAAGAUAGCAACAAUGGGGACCAACAUAGAGCAAAUAGAUUAUUUAUAGCCAUUUAUUAUAAUACUGAAACGCCUUCCGUCACGCUUUUGUUUGUUAUUUAAUUUUAACUUCUUAACGCUGCUUUCCUAAGCAUGGAAGUAAUUCCUAUUGGAAUCGAUAGGAUUUGCUUUCAAGUAGACUGUAAGGCGAUACCUGUUGUUCAACUUCUUUUUUAUCAAAAUAUGCAAAAAUAAAAACAAAACCCACCACCCUCCUCAAUGCAUAGUUAACUGAUGCAAAUUAUAAUUCCUUACAAUACUCAAAAGGACAAAGCAGAAUAAUUGCUUCUUUGUCAGCGACAUGCUAAAUGGUUGAAUUUUGAUUGCUGCCUACACACUCAUAGGAAUUGUUAGCAUACAUAAGAAAGAAGAAGCAUUGCUUUGCGUUUCUUCUGUCGUCCUUGUCCACUUCUUAACUUGUCAUUAAUAGGGAUAUCCUUUUCUGCUUCCCUUUUCCCAAAAAUGACUUGCCGCGGCUUUGAACGUGGUGGCAUUUUGAAUGUGUCCUACUUUUUCAUACCCUGUCUCUUCUCUCUGCUCCUCCUUUCCCAGUGUACACAAUCCUCUCGAAGGUGCACUCCGAUCAUACGGUGUACCCUUCCGCUGGAGUUCUGUUUGUCCACGUCUUGGAGAGGGAGUAUUUUAAAGGGGAGUUUCCUCCUUAUCCAAAGCCUGGUAAGAAAUGCUUACAGUUUUAGAAAUAUGUAUCAGAGUCGUUAAAUAACCCUAAUUACUUCGCGUUUGCAGAGAGAGAGAGAGAACACGCACUUGUGGAGCAGGCGGAUGUGCAAGGCAAUCCUGUACAUCAGGGGUGGGGAGUCCCACGCCUGGGACCAAAUGCCACCUUGCAACAGUGAAGGAAAGCAUUGCCUCUCCUUUUCACUGUGGUCCUGGCACACAAACACCGCCCCCAUGCUGCUGGAGCUGCUAUUAGUCCCAAGAAAGCAGCUUCCAUUGGCACCAGUGGAGACUUCCCACCCAGACCUUAUAGGAGUAUUUGGGGCAUGCAUGUAUCAGUUUUCAUCAGCCGCAUUACAAGGGAGGAAAGGGUUAAGCAGGUAAUCCCAAACUCAGCCCUCCGGAUGUUUUGGGACUACAACUCCCAUCAUCCCUAGCUAACAGGACCAGUGGUCAGGGAUGAUGGGAAUUGUAGUCCCAAAACAUCUGGAGGGCCGAGUUAGGGGGUGCCUGGGUUAAAUCUUUACCCCAUUUGUGCUGCAGUCCCAGCAGAAAUCCUACACGCUUACUGUUUUUUUGUGUGUGUGUGUUUAUUAAACAAACAGAGGUGAUUGCAACUGUUGUCUUUCACAUUGCCUCUAUUUUGGUCUGAAAUUAUAGUUUCUUUAAUAUAGCAAUUAAAGAAACCCAUUUCUUGAGUUCAGUGCUGUUUUUCUGCAUUUUAAAAAUAAAAGAACAACAAUGUAGGGCACAAUCUGCAGCUGUAGACAGUCAUUUGGCUUCCAUGAAAUAAAACUGGGACAAUUUUAGUCCAGUUUAACAAAAUACUUUAAAUAUAUUUUGGCAGUUCUGUAAACGAAGAAAGUAUGUGAUUAAUUAUACUUGUUUUUCUUUUGCUUGGUAUGUCAUAUGGCUCUCAAGCCAGCAGCAGAACAAACUCUUUACUGUACAACUCCCUUUAGCUAAGCUGCAAUCUGCACUUACCUAGGAGAAGUGGAUGGGAGAUAAUAGGCUAACUCUAGAGCCCUCUCCAAAUAGUAGAGUUGAUAUGCAGAUAUUUACUUCUGAGUAAAUAGGCAGAGGACUGCACUGCACAUCUCACUGAAAUUUAUGCAGAUGUUUGCAGUCUCAGGAGCCAGGUUUUCCAUCAUUGCUGGUUUGGGUUAGUGCAUCUUUACAGGUGUUUUUGAACUAACAUGCAAAACCUAUCAAUUUGACUUACAGAGUGUAAAUGCAGUAUUGUGAUUAUUUCAUAGCGGACUACCAAGAACAGGAAUUAUUGACAGCUUGCAGUCUCCCGUUUUGUCAUUUGCAUUGCAUGAAAAUACUGUGCUGUUCAUUUGGUGACACUGCAUUUUAAAUUGGAUGUCCUGUUUAUCCAGGCGAGAUGAACAAUGAUCCUAUAACUUUUAACACAAACCUAAUGGGUUACCCUGACAGACCUGGUUGGCUACGAUACAUUCAGAGAACACCCUACAGCGAUGGAGUGUUGUAUGGGUCACCAACAAUAGACAAUGUGGGAAGACCAUCUGUCAUUGAGGUAGGUUUGCUGCAAAAUAUUUUAUCUAGACCCUGUCUCAAACAUCUAGGCACGUAACAUGUUGUCAUGGGUAACUACCUGCUGUAUGAUAACACCCUUUGCUGAUAAUUAAAAAACCACACCCUGAUCUCUAAAUAAUUUUUUAUAAAAAAUAUUCAAACAUUCAAUCUCAUUGUUUUCAUGUCUUCCCUCUGCCAGCUUCAUAUAUUUGGUGAAUUAAGCUGCUUAUGAAAUCUAAUGCCACAAUAAACCAAUGAUUUCAAAGUGUCACAGCACUUGGCCUUUGGGCAGCCUGAAAGAGAUCCCAGGAUUUUAUGACCUGGCCGUGACCUUGUACCAGUCCUUAAUCCCAUCCCUGUAGAAUAUUUGCUCUGUACACAAGGACUUUGGAGAAGAGCCCAUGAUGCCAGAGUGGAGCUCCUUCACGUGUCCUUCCACCUUCUGUGUUUUUGACCAAAGGAGCGAAGAAUGCCCAGAUAAGGCUGCAGAGUUCACCUUUUAUUGGAGGGAGUGUGUGCUUGGCACCUGGAAUUGCAAACUUUUGCCCAAGGUAGGCAGAGCUAUAGAAAUGUGGCCGUGAAUGUAAAAUAUGUUCUCAUAUUGAGAACAAGGGAACAGCAGCAGCAUUUGGAUAUGUAGUUGUACGUGUAACCCAUUGAAAAGAAUGAACAGCAUCCAUACCCAUAUGCAUAUCAAGUUGAAAGCAAUGGAGAGGAUCUACGUGUAGGUGUACUGUACAUCUGAUUUAUGCUAGCAGUUUGUAAAAACAAGGGUAGCUGGAAAUUUACAGCAUGAACCUAGAUAUGUCCCAUCCUAGAAGUGAAGUCCUAUAGAGUUAGGUGGGGCUUACACCCAGGGAAGUGGGGAUAGGAUUAUAUCUUUAGUGACAUUACUAUGGAUUUCUGAGACCAAGUGAAAAACUUAGAAAGCUCCAUGGAAAUGAAACUACAAAUGUCAUCCAUUCCUAGGGACAAUCAUCCACCUUCUAGAUCAGUCGUCUCCUACCUUGGAUCCACAGAUGUUGUUAGACUACAACACCCACCUACCCCCGCAUCCCUAGUCAGCAUGGUCAGUGGUCAAGGAUGAUGGGAGUUGUAGUCCAACAAUAUUGGGCACUUAAGCCUGUUGCAUGUAUUCUCUGCACCUUUGUGACACGUAAGGAACCCGGUAAGUUCGGUCUAUUUACAACAGUGGUCUGCUGGGUGCAUCUGGAGUGCAACUCAUCUACCCUUUAUUGACAUGGAUGUGCUCCUUAAAAUCUUUGGUGGUGAAAUGGAAUCUUGGAAGUCUUCUAAUUCUGUCCCAGUUUACUGACAAAACUUGACUGGCUCAGAAUAAGGUUGGGCAUGUUGGUUUGUUUUGUAUAUUUCUAGGCCACUUUUUAGGGCAAAGUCUUCCCUAGGUGCCUUAACAUGAAAACAACUGUAUAAUUCAGCAGAGGUCCCUAACCUUUUUGGCUCUGGGGGCACAUUUGGAAGACUAAGAAACUGAUGCAGGUAUCACAAAAUAGUCAUUUCUCAGAAGAAAAUCCAGCAAUGCUCAGAACACCCCCCCAAAAAAAGUCCAUGUAAAAUAUAUGCACCCUCCAAAAACAACAUAUAGACAAUGACAACGUAUAGACAAAAAAAGCAGGCAACACCCAGAACCAAACCACCAAAAACCAAAACUAAUAAUAAGCAUUCCAGAAGAAAUGUUUUAAAUUCUGGAAAUUGUAGAUUUGUCUUGGUCUGGUGCAUGUAAUGUCUUUCAUUUUGUAGUUGUGUGAUUUGUGCUUAUAUAUUGUAUUGUGAUGGCCAUUGGCUAGAAACUAUAAAAUCUAUUGACUAAUUUAAAAAAAGCAAAACAAAAUUGGGAAGGGCAGGGAGCCUUAGUAAGUGGCAGAAGUGUCUGAGGGUCCUGUGGUCCCCAUGGGCACCACACUUCGGAUCCCAGGAACACAGUGUCCAUGUUUCAGUAAAAGGAAUAUUGUAACAUAGCACCCUAAAACAAUCCACAGGCCAGCGAUAUAGUGUUAUAAAUGUAACUAAAAGCAAUUAAAAACAUUCAAGUUACCAACAAUAGAAACUCAUUAAGAAGUUGCCAAAAACAAGUGGGGUUUUUUGGAGCCCAUUUUAAAGCUUGUGCUGAUGAGGCCUUAUGCAAAUCACUUGGGAGGGGAUAAUAUAACCAAGGGGCUUUCACUCGGAAGGCCAUGUCUCUCAUAGCUGCUCAUCUGAUUGAUUUUACAGGUGGGCCUAGGAGCCUUCUCACUGGUAUAAUGUGUUUUCUCUUCUCCCCCUUUGUCCUUCCACAAAAAGCUUGAGGGGCCCAACCACUGCCCAGGUUUCUCCCCAUCUAACGCUGGCUUUUCACAGCGUUGAAUAACCAUAUAUGGAAUUGUCAAGCUAGAUGCAAGUUUUUCGUGCUCAACUGGUAAUAGUUUUUGGAAAUAUAGUAACAGGUUUCUGGUUUAUGUUUCUUCUUUAUUAGAUCACUGCUUAUAACAGGCGCACCUUUGAGACAGCCAGACAUAAUUUGAUUAUUAAUAUAAUGGCAGCAGAAGGUAAGCAUUUUAGAUUGCAUUGAUACAUAAUAUUACACUAUUAGGAGAUUAUUACAGUGGUACCUCGGGUUAAGUACUUAAUUCGUUCUGGAGGUCUGUACUUAACCUGAAACUGUUCUUAACCUGAAGCACCACUUUAGCUAAUGGGGCCUCCUGCUGCUGCUGCUGCACCGCCAGAGCACGAUUUCUGUUCUCAUCCUGAAGCAAAGUUCUUAACCUGAAGCACUAUUUCUGGGUUAGCGGAGUCUGUAACCUGAAGCAUAUGCAACCUGAGGUACCACUGUAUAGAAUAAAUAAAUGGCAAAUGGAUAGGAAAGAGGUAUGCUAAGCUUUCCUGUAUUUAGUUAAUUGUAUUUUAUUUUGUUAUUUCCAAGCCACCUCUGUUAGAGAACUCUCCUUCAUUCUAUUAUAAAUAUUUUGAAAUGUUUGCAUUUAUGUUUUUAAAAAGAGUGUGUACUUGAAAAGUUCAUCUGGUCUGUUACUGUGGCUUACAGGGAGAGCCAAGUGGUGGCUUAGGAGCCUUGCCCAGCUUCUAGGCAAUUUUAGAUAUCGGAAUGACAUAGUAGCUCAGUUCACACGUUGUGAGCCAUUUAUGCCAAGACUUAAGUGCUCAUUCCCUUACUUUUCAGUCCCUUACUUUUCUUAGAGUGAUCAUCACCAUGGUUUGCCUCAAGUCAGAAUGAGAAACCAUAGUGUGAAUGAUGUGAAUUUCUGAUCUCAGUUUGUAGGCAAACUGCGGUUUGUGCAAACCAGGGAGUGAGGGAGAGAAUUGGAGUGCAUAAGGCAGGGGAACAAGAAACUACAUGAGUCUUAGGUGCUGACAUGAUCAGCUUCAGGAUGGGCAAAUCCUCCAAUUUCCAUUUCUCAUUUUUUCAUUCUUAAGUUCAGUUUUCCACUUUCCCGCAUCAGUUUGUGGUCUAUUUAUUUUUUAAAGUCCUUAGGAAAAUUCACCAGUGUAUUAGGGCAUUCCCCCCCCACCCCAUAUACCCAUUUUUGAAAAGCAGUUUCCCCUAAUAUAAUGCAAUUUUGUAUUCUAUUUUCAUGCAUACUUUACCUUAGUAUGUGCAGUUGUGUACACAUCCCUUGUCUGGAUAACUGCAUUGCAAAAUUUGGAGAAAUGUGAAUUUCAAAGGAUAGCUGUGUUUUGUGUGUGUGUGUUGUUUCAGAAAGUGUGAUUAAGUAGGUGCUCCUUUAAAUGCAGACCGAGUUGAGCUUCUCCCCCAUCCUUCAAGCAACCAAAUUCAAGCCAGUGGUUCAGUACAGAGAUCAUGCAACCAGCAGUCUUGUAACUGUGGUUAAGAGACUGAGUGUCACUUGAGCAUUUGUGGAAGUUGCUUUGCAAGCCUUAGAUUUAUAAAGGAUCUUGGAUUGCUUCACACUCGGUUAUAUUUAGAAAAUGACAGUGCUGUAUUUCUGAUUUAUUAUUCUGCCUUCUUUGUAAUUUUGUAAAAAGACAAAUCUAAGGCAUAAUUAAUGUUCUCUUUGCAAUUAGAUUUUCCUUUACCAUAUCAAGCAGAGUUCUUCAUUAAAAAUAUGAAUGUAGAGGAAAUGUUGGCAAGUGAGGUUCUUGGAGACUUCCUUGGAGCGGUGAAAAAUGUUUGGCAGCCGGAGAAACUGAAUGCCAUAAACAUCACCUCAGCUCUUGAUAGGGGAGGCAGAGUCCCACUUCCUAUUAAUGACAUGAAAGAAGGGUAAGCAAGUUUUCAUUAUAUUUCUUCUAGCAGUCCAGAUAUUUUAGAAUGUAGCUUACAACAAAAGCAGUAAAGAAUCUUAAAGCAGGGGUUGCCAGUCUUUCUGGGCUAGUGAACGUAUUUGGAAUUUUGAGCAAGUGCCAUUCAGGCAAGUCACAAAAUGGCUGCUGUGUGGGUUUGUGGCAUAACACAAAAUGGCGGCUGGGGGGGGAUCACAUCUGGGUUAAUGGGCUUGCGCACAUAUUUUUUUUGGAAAGCAAAUAAUAGAAAUGAGCGCUACACUUCCGCUAGGUUCUGCUGGUUUUCCAGAACAGGCUUUUAUCAGGUAAGAAAAUGCCAGGAAAACUGAACAGAGUGCUUCCUGAAUUCAGCCAAGAUAAUAUCUGCUUCUUUGCAAUUUCCACCCAUUGAUUCUAGUCCUAAGAGCCAUUGCUUAUAGGACUCAGUUUCCAGACCCAGUAAUGGUAAAAGGUAAAGGACCCCUGGAUGGUUAAGUCCAGCCAAAAGCAACUGUGGGGUACAGCGCUCAUCUCGCUUCGGCUGAGGGAGCUGGCGUUUAUCCACAGAAAGCUUUCUGGGUCAUGUGGCCAGCAGGACUAAAUCGCUUUUGGCGCAAUGGGAUACCAUGAUGGAAGCCAGAGUGCACAGAAACGCCGCUUACCUUCCCACCACAGCGGUACCUAUUUAUCUACUUGCGCUGGUGUGCUUUCGAACUGCUAAGUUGGGAGGAGCUGGGGCAGAGCAACCGGAGCUCACAAUGUUGUGGGGAUUUGAACUGCCGACCUUCCUAUCGGCAAGCCCAAGAGGCUCAGUGGUUUAGACCUCAGCGCCACCCUAAUCCAGACCCAGCACUCCUGAUGCGGCCUGGCUAGCACAGAAUGAACUGGGAUUAUUAUGUCUCAUAAUUUAGAGACGAUGCUUCUGUUAAGGUUGCUGAAGAUUGCGUUAGAUUUUUAAGCAGCCACAUAGCGCUGCUGGCUCAUGUUCAGCUUAUGAUCAAAUGAGAUCCUUUCUACUCAUGCUUCAAAGCCAGGUUCUGCUUGCCGCCACCCAGUCCCAGCCUUUACUUGGAGCUUUGGGAUUUUUUUUUGGGGGGGGGUUGUACCUAAAUACAGAACUACACACUUAUCUUGGUCAAAUUUUAACCUGUGGGGUUGGGUCCAAUAUCUCAGCCUGCCAUUGCUCCCAAGUGCAUGGUUUGUGAAGGGUGCAGCUAUACCACGCUGUGGCUUAAUGCAGAGUUGAGACUGAUAAACUGGCUAGGAAAUGGUCAGUGCACUAGAAGUGCUUCAGACAGAAUACAACUAGGCACAGCUUAGUGGUUGUUUGAUAGACUCUGCCAUGGCAGUGGGGAAUUUGCUACCAUUGCAUCCUCUCAGUGCCAUCCAGAGAGCUUUUCCGAGUAACAAAGAUACCUUUUCAGCCUUGUCCCCUUCCCUGUGUUGAGGAUCACUGCAGUUGUCCACUGUUUGCUUUGCUCUGUAGGCAAAGAUGCUCACAUGCAAUCUGACUGAGACUCGGCUAGUUCUGUGGUUUCUCAGAAGGGGGCGGGGAGGGACUCGGUGCCCUCUGGUGGUCAAGUUUUAUUCAAACAUGAAGAUAUAAACAGGAUCCUUUUGCUAAGCAAGGGGUCGGUCACUUGUUGAUCUUGCUUGGUUAAGCUUAAUAAGGGUUUUGGCCAUUGCUUAUUGCCUUUUCAAAAGGCUCCCUUUUACAAGGUGUAAUGUCUCUGUUUUGAAGGAGCCCGUGCUAUGUCUGAUUUUGAAGUCCUGUUUGAGUUCACUGAAUCUAAAUAUAUACAGAUUUAUUUCCCAUAUUUCAUUUGUGGACAAGGUGUUUUGAGAGGGCAGUGAUGUAGGACCCCAGAUUAUCCUGGAUAAACUGAAUUUUGGUACUGUACUGGAUCCAGUUUUUUGGUGACGCAUUCAGAGAAUCAUAAAGCACAUGCUGUAGUUUGCUGCCAGCUUUCAUGUUGUCUGCUUUUGAACUGUGCAUAAUCUGCAAAUGAACUGUGCAAUAGAGAGCCAAGUGGAAACAGUGAGGAGCUCUUUCCAUUCACGGACAUUUGGAUCCAACCCACUGAUUGAAAAUUUAUCUGUGACCAUCCUAAAACUGUCAACAUUUCUUUGCAGUGUCUAUGUUAUGGUUGGUGCAGAUGCUACAUUCUCCUCCUGCUUACGGGAAGUUGAAAACCCACAAAAUCAGCUGAGAUGCAGUCAAGAAAUGGAGCCUGUAAUAACAUGUGAUAAAAAGUUCCGUACCCAAUUUCAAAUAGACUGGUGUAAAAUCUCCUUGGUGAGUUGCUAGCUGGCAGUAUUGCAGAACACACAUAGCCAAUUAGUCUUUAAAAUAAUCUUCUGGAGGGCAGAUUAUGUAGAUUUCUUUUUAACCUUCUGAGGUUCAUGGGAUGGACAUGAGCUGAUGCUCUGGAAUGCCCUCCCUAGAGAAGCCCAUUUGCCCCUGUCGCUAAAUGCUGUCCAGCGCCUGAAGAAAACCUAGUUGGUUAAACCAGAGAUGGAGAACCUGGUACCCUCAAGAUGUUGUGGGAGCCCAACUCUCGUCAGCCCCAGCCAGGAUGGCCAGUGGAUCAGGAUGAUAAAAGUUGUAGUCCAACAACUUUUAUAGGGUCACAACUUAGCCAUCCCUGUUUAAGAGUACCCAUUGGGGAAUAUGAACUAUCAUCUGUCAGUAAGGUAAAGGGUAAAGGGACCACUGACCAUUAGGUCUGGUCGUGACCGACUCUGGGGUUGCGGCGCUCAUCUCGCUUUAUUGGCCGAGGGAGCCGGCGUACAGCUUCCGGGUCAUGUGGCCAGCAUGACUAAGCCGCUUCUGGCGAACCAUCUGUUUACCUUCCCUCCAGAGCAGUACCUAUUUAUCCACCUGCACUUUGACGCGCUUUCAAACUGCUAGGUUGGCAGGAGCAGGAGCUGGGACCGAGCAACGGGAGCUCACCCCGUCGUGGGGAUUCGAACUGCUGACCUUCUGAUCGGCAAGUCCUAGGCUCUGUGGGUUUAACCCACAGCGCCACCCGCGUCCUGUUCAUCUGUCAGUACAGUGAACUAAAUGGACCAACUGUCUGACUUAGGAACAUAGCUCAGUUGGUUAGAGCAUGGUAGAUGCUGAUAAUGCCAAGGUCGCAGGUUCAAUCCUCAUAUGGGACAGGUACAUAUUAUUGCAUUCCAGGGGGUUGGACUAGAUGAUCCUCAGGGUUCCUUCCAGCUCUAUGAUAGAAAGAUGCCUUAUACUAUGAAAGAAUUAUGCUACUUGUCAUUGCUGAAGAAUUAGAGUUAAGGUAUAACUAGUUAGUAACUCUUCAAACUAUGGCACUUGCUCUGCAAGUCUUGCUUAAGGAGAUACUUUCCUCAAAGCACAGAAUCCUAAGUGUUCACAGUCCCAUUGAUUUCAAUUGGAUUUAUUCCCCAGUAAAUGUGCAAAUAUUUCAUAUACUGUAUUGUUGGGACUCCCAACUCCCAUCAGCCCUAGCUACAGGGCUAAUGGUCAAGGCUAGCAGAGUCGCGACCCUCCAGAUAUUCUUAGGAGUUCCCCAUCCCAGCAGUAAAGCAACCAUUCAAUGCUAAGUAAACCUCUAGCAGUGGUUUUGUGUCAUCUCAUCUUCUGUCGAUCAAUGACUGCUUGAUUGUUUACUUAAAACUAUAUCUAGUAUAUCCUGGCUUUUCCACCUAAGGAGAUCAGGAGUACAGUAAAAAACAACAACACAUGACUCGUUGCUGCCGAAACGCCAAGAAGGGCUCAAUGGCCUGAUUAUUGUUAUUUUUAACUGGUGUCUUAAACACAACCCUACAAAUCUCUUGUGGGAGGAAAUUCCAGAAGUGGAGAGGGAGCCACCACAGAGAAGGCCCUCUAAUGACUUGGCCUCUGAUGAAUUCCUGAAGGUCCAGCAAGAAGGGUCUCUGUGGAAGGUCUCAGUUCUCAGGCAGGGUUCUCUAGCUAACGCAUGAUGUACUUUGAACAGAAAGUGAAGAAAGUGUCUUGAUUUUUAUGACCAGAUUUCUAUACAGACAAUGUGUGGUACAAAUUUUCCUUUAAAAAGAAAUUAUGAUUCUGGAGGGCUGUUGCUUAAACUCUGCUGUAAUGAAUGCUCAGUGGUACUGUUUGAUGGUUUAUGAUCUCCAUUUUUUCUCCCAAGGUUUUACUGUCUAAAAUAUAUUUUGUCUGUUUGGUAUCAGGUUGACAAAACACAGCACGUUUCCACCUAUCAAGAAGUGGUCCGUGGAGAAGGGAUCUUACCAGAUGGUGGCGAGUAUAAGCCACCUUCUGAAAGCCUGAAAAGCCGAGACUAUUAUUCAGACUUCCUCAUUACAUUGGCAGUGCCCUCCGCAAUAGCCCUGGUGCUUUUUCUAAUACUUGCUUAUAUUAUGUGCUGCCGAAGGGAAGGCGUGUGAGUACUUUGAAACAUUAAUAAGUAUUUUAUAAUUGUGUGAGUUUAUAAGGUACAUGACAAAAAAAAAAGUAGAUGAACUUGAUUCAGUUCAUAAAAACACAGUCCAUUUUUAGCCUUUUCUAAAACAUGCAAUAAAAUCAAAUUACAGCUACUUGUUAACUUUGGAAUUAGAAAUUUUAUUUAUUUUUAAAAAUUCAAAAACUGAGCAACCCGUUCACAAAACUAUUUAACCUGACAGUAAUUUGAAGCUAAUUAAAGGUAAACAUAGUGUCUAACAGUUAAAAUAAACCUUAUUAAGAUUGUGAACUGAAUUUAGGAUUAUAAAAGCCAAAAUCAUUUUUUGAAAAAAUAAAAGCAGCAAGCAACACAAUUUCUUCCAUUUUACAUGCACCUGUUCUGGGAACAUUUUAGUCCCACACCUGUCCUUUUAACGUGCAUAUUCACUUCUCUGUGUACAUGUCUUUCAUCUAUCCCAUCUCUUUAUGUGCUUUCUUCAUCCAUGCCUUCUCAUAAACCCUGUGGCAAAUGCUUCCAAGUUGACCAAAUGGUCAUGAUCCAAACGAAUGUGCAGAAACAGGAACUUGAUGUGCAGCCAACUCUUUCUUUGAACGUUUGCCAUUGCUCCUCUCACUGCUGAAGAGGCAACCCUCCAAAAUGCAGCUUGCCUCUUCGGCUAUUAGAGCUGCAGAAACAAAUCUCCAAAGGCAACUCCAGUUGCAUGUAUAGCUCUCAUCUGCACACACCUGCAUCUUCUUGAGAUCAUGAUCCAUUGCAACAGGACCAGCAUUUCCAUACCAUGACUUAUUUCCAUCGGCAGUUAGAUUUAAUGUUCCAAAUAUCAAUGCUAUUAUUUAAUUCAUAACUUUUGUUUUAUUUUUAGGGAAAAGAGAAACAUGCAAACACCAGAGUAAGUGUCUUCUUUCCUGUUAUUUUCUCCCAUCACUUAAUUUUCAUUUCCCAGUAGCUUCUCAUGCUUCAUACAUGUAUACCAUCCUCAUUCUCCUUAACUUGUUCUUCAUCUUUGUGGUGGCUGCUUUGAAAAAUGUAGAAUCCUGAGAAACUGAGUAGGUCAAAAUAAAAAGGGUUUAAAAGCUCAUAAUAAAAGAGGCCAGAAUCAGAAUAUUAUUAUUCAGUUUUGAGGUUUGUGGUUUGUGAUAUUACUGUCAACUUCUAUAAGGUAACCAAAAAAUUAUACUCCAUAAAACUGCUUUUUAAAGUGAGGCUUCUAUUAAUAAUUGUUAGCUAACCGCAAGAAGCCAAGCUCUAAAACAUACCAAAUAAAAAGCAUUAACAUCUGCACUUGGUUACAUGGAACAGAAUGCUGAAAAGCUCAUCAUACUUUAGAACAGGAAUGGUCCAGUGUUGACAGAUGGGUGGGACCACCCAGUUGUCAAUCACCUAACAGCUGAUCAGAGGUUGGAGCAUCCUUUGAAGAUGUACUUGCUGUAACCAACCAGCAGCUGAUUGGUGGCUCCCUGAAACCUCUAUGAAAUUUGUUUGCAGGAAGUGGUUUGAAGCCAAACUGCUUCUUGCAGAGAAGGCGAGCUCCAUUACUGCAACCGUGAUGCUAAGGAGGUGCCCUCUCGGUGCUGAAUAGGCCCUCUCAGAGGUCCAGAGAGUCCCAGGCCACUUCCCGCUUUUGAAAUCCCUAGCUCUAAUAAAAAUUAAAAUAACACCCAAAACCAAAAUAAGGUACCAAAAAUACACAGGGCAAGAAUCUGAGCUUGAGGCCAAAUCGCCCUCCUGCCCUCCACCCACCCCACUGGGCCUGGUGCUGAUCAGCUGUCAGGGGUGUGAUUUGUGGGAUCCAUGUUGGGCCUAAUGAGGCCUGUGGGCUGGACUCUCAGUGGACCACUUCAUAAAUCCCCCCCCAACCUUCAGCACCAGCAUCAUAAUCAAAGCCAGUGACACCUUGUGAAGAUCACAGGCCCUAGGCCAAACCCUUGUAACUCUACUCAUUAAAUCCAGCCCUAAUCAAAAGGGCCUAACAGUAGUGGGUUGAGAACCCUCUAGCUGAGGGCAUAGGUCAAUGCAAGGCCAGUGGGCAACCUAGAGGCGGCCAAGGCUUAUCCCAGUGCAGCCAAGGUCAAAGAAGACAUAAUGUUGGAUGCCUGAUUGAAUCAAAUACACCUUGUACCUUAUUUGCUUCUAAAUAACAGUCAGCUUUUUUCUCUAUGGUCCCAAUGAAAAUCGGCUCCCCCUCCUUGAAGUUGCUGUUCUUCCCAAGAGAGAAGCUGGCAUAGAUACCAAUGGAGGCUUCCCUCCUGAAGGGCAAAGCAGUUUCUAGAAACCACAGGAGUGGAGGCUACUUUUCUUGAGGGUUUCUUGCUGGCAUCUAAAAAGACCACUGGCUUGAUGCAGGAGGCUCUUACAUUCUUAAAGCAGAUGUGUGUGUGAGAGAGAGAGGGGUGUUAUUGAGACCAUGAUGGUGGAAAAAUGGGUUAAUCAUGUCUUUGGAUCACAGGCCUGGUUCUGGUCUCCCCCUCUGCCAGCUGUUACUCAGAAGAAGAAAUUAGGCACAUUAAUUGCAGUUAUGCGUCUAGCUUGUGCCCAGAUAUUCCAGCUGAAAACACAGGGAAAACCUGGGUAGAUUGGAUAUAACCUGCCAGUGCUCUGUGACCUAACCCCUCUAAAAGUAAUUUCCAAUUUUUUAAAAAAUCCAGUAUAUGCUAUUUAUAAACCUUGUCGUUUACACCGAUGUUGUGGUAAUCUAUCAAGUGGCUUUAAAUGUCUGUAUAUGUUUGUACUCUUUAUUUCCACAACGCUAGCAAUUCUAUUAAAUAUGGGGGGGAAAUGUUUCCUUUUGAUCUAGCAUCCAGCUGGUCCACCACAGUGCCAUUCAGAAAUCCACCAAAGAACUUCGGGAGAUGUCCAAAAACAGAGAGAUAGCAUGGCCUCUCUCAACGCUGCCUGUCUUUCACCCAGUCACUGGGGAGAUUGUGCCACCGGUUCACCCCGACAGCUAUGACAACACUAGCAUGCCACUGAUGCAAACACAGCAGUAAGUAUCACUCUUGGUGCCUAACACUGUGAGUUUGAGUUUUGCGGUGCUUCUGCUGAUUUCUUCCAUGGUGGUGGUGCUGUUGCCAUCUCAUUCUAUAGGAUGAUUUGGCUCUUGCGUUUAAAUAGCAAAGCUCUGGUUACACAUUCCACUAACAACCCUUUCCCUAAGCAGAAGCCUUGGAGGCUUUUACUGUUUAGAGUUCAAAAUAGCAUACAAUCGUUUUAAAGAGGCUUUAUUAUUAUUAUUAUUUGUAGGAACCUGCCGCAUCAGACUCAGAUUCCGCAGCAGCAAACGGAAGGUGACUUUUUAAACUAUUUCUUGAAAAGGCAAAAUAUGACCUAGUUAUCAACAAGUGCUCACAAACUCAUCGCAGCGUUCUUGUUCCCUUCCGCAUUUUGCGGGGGCCUGGUUUCCCAAAGUUAAUAGCAGAAGGGUGGGAAAUGAGGAGCAGGGUGUGAGAAAGCUUUGUAUUGAAUAGGCCAUAAGAGUAAGAAUUAACAAAAUUUAGAUGGCAUCUGUGAGAUGCAAUAGUUGAAACGGAAAAGAGUGAACUGAAAUCUCCAAUCAAUAUCACUUCCAUGGAAAUGAAUGGAAAACAUAUCAAUAGUUAUCAGCUUGCCAGACAGAACAACCACCCUUGCCUUGCCUUUCCUCCCCACCUCACAUGCUGUUUUGCGGUUCUCCUGGCCCUCCCCAAGCCAGAGUUCGUUAAAAGAAUCCUGUCCUGCCUGAAACCCCACUUUUCUCAUUUUUCCCCUUGGGAAAUGUGCUCCACACUGGUGGGGUUUAGUGCUAUGAAUAGGUCUAAUUGUUCUUUGCGCAGCCCAGUUAUUCCUUAGUUGCUCCCAAGUCUCAAGUGAGCUGCAUGGGAUGAAGAUGAGUGUUUCUUCUGUCACAUAUAAAAUAAAAACAAUUAAAGUUUGGGAUCGCAUAUGUACUCCCAACCCCUUUUCGCUCUCAUGGGUUCUCUGAAUGACUGAACAUGGUUUUAGUUAUUAGUGUAUCAAGUUGUGUUAUGCCGAAAUUUAUAGAAUUCUUGGUGGUUUGCAUAACCAUAAAAUAAAACAGCAAAAUCAAGGUUAAUCAGAGAAUCAUUCAAAUAGAACAAAGUCGGCAGUGAGUUUUGGGGAAACUUAGCAUAAGUUUUGUAGACUUGAGUCAAUGCAUCAAAGGCAAUCUGUAGCUAACAACUUAAGCUAUCCAUUCAUGCAUCUGAUGGCCUCUUGGCCUCAGCGCCUUAUGCUGCAUAUAGUAUUUGUUAGUCUUUCAGGUACCACAAAGUGUUGUUUUUGCUGCAACAGGGAAAAUAUGAGCACACUUCUCAAGGUGUUUGGGUGACCUGUACAGGAAUCUACUUUGAGGGGGCUUCUUUUCAAAAGUUUUGUUUUUUAUUACUGCUUUCGGGGACUAAAGGAGAAUUUCGUAUGACAACGUUCCAAAGAUUAGAGGCAAGUAUUACAUAUAGUAUUCUGCUUUCUCGCUGUUGGAAAACCAAAUAAUACAAUGAAGCACAUUUUACUAUGAACUGUACAUGUUGAUUCUAGAUUUGAUUUGGGUGGCCACUCUCCCAAAAGAUUAGGCACCCUAAGACUUGCAUAGCAGAUGAAAGUGAUCUAUGAAGUGAUUGUGUAAGGAUUCUUAUUUAAAGGUGAACGAAGCUGACUUGCAAUUCUCUAACUGUAAAAUUAAAACCAUGUUGACUAUUGAUCUUUCUAACGCCUUUUUGUGAAUUGUCAUUCACAGGUAAAUGGUAUACCUGAGGAAAGAAAACUUACAGAGGCAAUUAAUUUGUAAUUAAAUAAAACAGCCAAUAUCAUCUUUGAUUUCCUUAUCUGCUUCAGUGAUGCUUGAGUUUUUCUGAUGGCGUAUGCAUGCCUCGUGUUAAAUAUUCCAGUGUCAGAUGGUAAUCAUUUCCAUAUUACUAAAUUUAUUGUAUUUUUUUGUACUUUGGACACUUUCAACAAAUUUAUAAAAUGGUAACUUUUAUAUUUGUUAUAUUUAAAAUAAACAAAUAUUAAACUAUUGGCUCUUUCUUACAUGGAUUUUAAAGCAGUAUAUACUAUGCAAAGGAGAGAAAUGUUAGGACUUAGAUAUGAAGGCCACAGGGAAAAAUUUUUUUGGGGUGGGUGGGAGAUUUCCUCACAUUUUUU